AGCCCUCGCUGUGGCAGCUGCGGGAGCGGCUGCCGCCUCGGGAGCGGGAGGAGAGGCAGCCGCGGAGCGCCGAGCCGGCCGCGCCCCGAGGCCGGGCCCUGGGGGUGGAGAACCGCGCAGAGGAGCUGGAAACUUUCCCUGCAGGAGUUGACUGUUGGGGAAGAGCGUCUCUAAGGAAAAAGGGCAGAAGAGAGAAUUGUGAACUGAGCCUCUCCUCUUCUUUUUCUGGUGAAUGAGAAGUUACCGAAAAUAGAAACAAAAGAGUGUUGAAAAUGUUAAAGGCUGUGCUGAAGAAGAGCCGAGAGGGAGGAAAGGGAAGCAAGAAGGAAACAGGAGGUGACUUCGGUCCAGAGACUUCUCCAGUCCUGCCCCCUGGCCAUGGAGGUGACUCUUCUUUGAGCAGUCUUCCUGUAGCAGAGGACACCUAUAGGGUGAGCUUGGCCAAAGGUGUCUCCAUGUCUCUGCCUUCAUCACCUUUGCUGCCUCGACAGUCUCAGUUGGUGCAAUCAAGAUCAAACAAAAAAUCCCCAGGUCCCGUCAGGAAGCCCAAGUAUGUGGAAAGCCCCAGAGUGCCUGGAGACGCAGUUAUAAUUCCGUUCAGAGACGUGUCCAAGCCAGCAGAGCCCAGUGAGAAUGAAGCAAAGGCCGAUAAUGAACCGAGCUGUUCGCCGGCAGCUCAAGAACUGUUGACAAGGCUGGGAUUUUUACUGGGAGAAGGGAUCCCGAGUGCCACACACAUAACCAUUGAAGACAAAAAUGAAACCAUGUGCACAGCUCUGAGCCAAGGCAUUAGUCCUUGCUCCACACUAACAAGCAGCACCGCAUCUCCUAGCACCGAUAGCCCCUGCUCAACCUUGAAUAGCUGUGUCAGCAAGACGGCAGCCAACAAAAGUCCCUGUGAGACCGUUAGCAGCCCUAGUUCCACCCUGGAAAGCAAGGACAGUGGAAUUAUAGCCACAAUUACAAGUUCAUCCGAAAAUGAUGACCGGAGUGGCUCCAGUUUGGAAUGGAAUAAAGAUGGAAGCCUAAGGUUAGGGGUUCAGAAGGGAGUGCUUCCUGAUCGCAGGGCAGAUAACUGCUCCCCAGUGGCAGAAGAGGAGACCACUGGGUCAGCGGAGAGCGUGCUGCCCAAAGCGGAAUCCGCAGCUGGAGAUGGUCCGGUCCCUUAUUCUCAGAGCUCCAGCUCACUAAUAAUGCCACGGCCCAACUCAGUUGCAGCAACAAGCUCAACCAAAUUGGAAGAUCUGAGCUAUUUAGAUGGGCAGAGAAAUGCUCCUCUACGAACGUCGAUUAGAUUACCAUGGCACAAUACGGCUGGAGGUAGGGCACAGGAAGCUAAAGCGCGAUUUGCUCCCUACAAGCCACAAGACAUUUUGUUGAAACCCCUGUUGUUCGAAGUACCGAGCAUAACGACAGACUCUGUGUUUGUGGGAAGAGAUUGGCUCUUUCACCAGAUAGAAGAAAACUUGAGGAACACAGAACUGGCAGAAAAUAGAGGAGCAGUGGUUGUUGGAAAUGUGGGAUUUGGGAAGACGGCGAUCAUUUCCAAGUUGGUGGCGCUGAGCUGCCACGGAAGCCGCAUGAGGCAAAUUGCUUCCAACAGCCCCAGUUCAUCACCGAAAGCCUCGGACCCUGCCCAGGACCUUCCUUUCACUCCAUUGCUUUCACCGAGUUCUUCUACAAGUGCUUCCAGCACAGCGAAAACUCCUCUUGGAGCUGGGUCUGGUACUCCGGAACACCAGAGACCGAGAGAGGAUGCGGUGAAAUACCUCGCUUCUAAGGUGGUGGCCUACCACUACUGCCAGGCCGAUAACACGUACACGUGCCUGGUGCCGGAGUUCGUGCACAGCAUCGCGGCUUUGCUCUGCCGGUCCCAUCAGCUGGCCGCCUACAGAGACCUUCUGAUAAAGGAGCCCCAGCUGCAGAGCAUGCUGAGCCUCCGAUCCUGUGUGCAGGACCCAGUGGCAGCUUUCAAGAGGGGAGUGCUGGAGCCGCUCACAAGCCUGAGAAACGAGCAGAAAAUUCCUGAAGAAGAAUACAUUAUUUUGAUAGAUGGCUUAAACGAAGCUGAGUUUCAUAAACCUGAUUAUGGAGAUACACUUUCUUCAUUUAUUACGAAAAUUAUUUCUAAAUUUCCUGCGUGGUUGAAGUUGAUUGUGACCGUCCGAGCAAAUUUUCAGGAGAUCGUAAGUGCGCUGCCAUUCGUCAAGCUUUCCUUGGAUGACUUUCCGGACAACAAAGACAUCCACAGCGACCUGCACGCCUAUGUCCAGCACAGGGUCCACAGCAGCCAGGACAUCCUCAGCAACAUCUCCCUGAACGGCAAGGCCGACGCUGCCCUCAUCGGGAAGGUGAGCAGCCACCUGGUGCUGCGGAGCCUUGGCUCCUACCUGUACCUCAAGCUCACCCUGGACCUCUUCCAGAGGGGACACUUGGUCAUCAAGAGUGCCAGCUACAAGGUGGUGCCCGUGUCUCUGUCGGAGCUCUAUCUGCUGCAGUGUAACAUGAAGUUCAUGACCCAGGCUGCCUUCGAGAGAGCACUUCCGAUUCUCAACGUGGCCCUUGCGUCCCUCCAUCCCAUGACGGACGAGCAGAUCUUUCAGGCUAUUAAUGCUGGCCACAUCCAGGGGGAGCAGGGGUGGGAAGACUUCCAGCAGAGGAUGGACGCCCUCUCCUGCUUCCUCAUUAAGAGGCGAGACAAAACCCGCAUGUUCUGCCACCCGUCCUUCAGGGAGUGGCUCGUCUGGAGAGCGGACGGGGAAAACACAGCCUUCCUGUGUGAGCCCAGGAAUGGGCACGCUCUCCUGGCGUUCAUGUUCUCGAGACAGGAGGGCAAGCUGAACCGCCAGCAGACCAUGGAGCUCGGCCAUCAUAUCCUGAAGGCACACAUUUUCAAGGGCCUCAGUAAGAAGACAGGAAUCUCUUCGAGCCAUCUCCAAGCCCUGUGGAUCGGUUACAGCACCGAGGGGCUGUCUGCCGCCCUCGCCUCUCUCAGGAAUCUCUAUACUCCCAAUGUGAAGGUGAGCCGUCUCUUGAUUUUGGGAGGCGCCAAUGUGAACUACAGGACAGAAGUGUUGAAUAAUGCCCCAAUCCUGUGCGUCCAGUCUCACCUCGGCCACGAGGAAGUUGUCACUCUGCUCCUGGAAUUCGGUGCCUGCCUGGAUGGAACGUCGGAGAACGGCAUGACCGCCCUCUGCUAUGCAGCAGCUGCGGGCCACAUGAAGCUGGUGUGUCUGCUGACCAGGAAGGGAGCAAGGGUAGACCACUUGGAUAAGAAGGGCCAGUGUGCACUUGUCCACAGCGCACUGCGGGGCCACUGCGACGUUCUCCAGUAUCUGCUGACCUGUGAGUGGUCGGCAGGUCCUCCCCAGCCAGGCACACUGAGGAAGAGCCAUGCCCUGCAGCAGGCGCUGACAGCGGCCGCCAGCAUGGGCCACAGCUCGGUGGUCCAGUGCUUGCUGGGAAUGGAAAAGGAACACGAGAUAGAAGUUAAUGGCACCGACACGUUGUGGGGAGAAACAGCCCUGACUGCUGCUGCGGGAAGAGGGAAGCUGGAGGUCUGUGAGCUGCUGCUGGGGCGUGGAGCUGCUGUGUCCCGGACGAACAGGAGAGGGGUUCCACCCUUGUUCUGUGCAGCACGCCAGGGACAUUGGCAGAUUGUUAGGUUGCUGUUGGAACGCGGCUGUGACGUGAACCUAAGUGACAAGCAGGGCCGGACGCCCCUCAUGGUGGCUGCUUGUGAAGGGCACUUGAGCACGGUGGAAUUCCUCCUUUCAAAAGGUGCCGCCCUUUCUUCUCUGGACAAAGAGGGCCUGUCAGCGUUGAGCUGGGCGUGUCUGAAAGGUCACAGGGCGGUGGUCCAGUACCUGGUUGAGGAAGGAGCUGCGAUAGACCAGACAGACAAGAAUGGCCGCACGCCCUUGGACCUGGCUGCCUUUUAUGGUGAUGCCGAGACUGUGCUGUUUCUGGUGGAGAAGGGAGCCGUGAUUGAGCACGUGGACCACAGCGGGAUGCGUCCCCUGGACAGAGCCAUUGGUUGUCGAAACACAUCUGUCGUGGUUACGCUACUCAGAAAAGGAGCCAAAUUAGGAAAUGCUGCCUGGGCGAUGGCCACUUCCAAACCUGAUAUUUUGAUUAUACUUUUACAGAAAUUAAUGGAGGAAGGAAACGUGAUGUACAAAAAAGGGAAGAUGAAAGAGGCAGCCCAGAGGUACCAGUAUGCCUUACGGAAGUUUCCUCGAGAAGGAUUCGGAGAGGACAUGAGACCGUUCAAUGAGUUGAGAGUUUCGCUCUAUCUCAAUUUGUCUCGAUGCCGACGAAAAACAAACGACUUCGGCAUGGCAGAAGAAUUUGCUUCCAAGGCUCUUGAAUUGAAACCCAAGUCCUAUGAAGCCUUUUAUGCCAGGGCAAGAGCAAAGAGAAAUAGCAGGCAAUUCGUGGCAGCUCUGGCUGACUUGCAGGAGGCUGUGAAACUCUGUCCUACCAACCAGGAAAUCAAGAGGCUUCUGGCCCGUGUAGAAGAGGAAUGUAAACAGCUCCAGAGGAGUCAACAGCAGAAACAGCAGGGCCCACCCCCAGCUCCACCCAACGACUCAGAUAAUGAAGAGGAUGCCCCGACCUGCGGGUUAAACGACCACUUUGAUCUUGAGGAGGCUGAAGAGGAAGAAACUUCUCCACAGGAAGAAUCUGUUUCCCCGACUCCCAGGCCCCAGCCGUCCUCAUCUGUCCCCUCCCCAUAUAUCCGAAACCUUCAAGAAGGACUGCAGUCCAAAGGACGGCCAGUGUCCCCCCAGAGUAGGGCGGGAAUCAGCAAGCCCCUGAGGGAACCCGUAGCCCAGCCAGGGCUGGUCAUGCAGCCCACCAAACAGGCACAGAUAGUGAAAACCAGUCACCAUCUGGGUUCUGGACAGUCUGGCGUGAGAAGCAGCAGCACAAAGAUGCAAAUCUCUUCUCAGAAUCCUCCCCCGAGUCCCAUGCCAACUAGAAUCGCUGCAGCUCCUGCUGGGAGCAGAAACCAGCAUUUAGAGGGAACGGGCGCUUUCACUCUAGGAGCUGCUCCUGGCCACUUUGGGGAUCGGCUGGGCCCCAGCCAGAGUGUCCACGUGCAGCGCAGUGAGAGUGGCACUGCAUACCCUUUACCGAGCAAGGUAAAAACUGCAGAGAGGCUUCUGUCUUACGCCUCCAUGGCCGUGGACGUAGCCCCUCCAAACCAAGGUGGGCCAGCAAGCUGCAGUGACGUGCGACACCCAGCUUCCCUCACCAGCUCAGGCUCCUCUAGUUCUCCAUCCAGCAGCAUAAAGAUGUCAAGUUCAACCAGUAGUUUGACUUCAAGCAGCAGUUUUUCAGAUGGCUUCAAGGUCCAAGGACCGGAUGUUCGAAUUAAAGACAAGGUUGUAAGCCAGGUUCAGAGCGGUACAGCAGAGCACAGACCUCGCAAUACUCCAUUCAUGGGCAUCAUGGACAAGACCGCGAGGUUCCAACAGCAGAGCAAUCCUCCGAACCGCACCUGGCACUGCCAGGUGGCAGAGGGGCUCCUGACAAACACAUCUGCAGCUGGCCUGCAGUCCCCGAACUCUGAGAAGCCCUCUCUCAAACAAGGAGGAGGAUAUAAUAGCCAGGCAAAACCCUGUCCUGUUUCUACCCUGAGUGGAAGUGUCCACAAUGGGGCACAGGUGAAGGAGCUAGAUGAAAACAAGUGCCAAAUUCCAGUCCACUGUCAAGAGAACAGGAUAACUAAGACUGUCUCUCAUCUGUGUCAGGAAAGUAUCUCCAAACAGCAGCCUCAUAUCAGUAAUGAAGCCCACAGGAGCCACCUCCCUUCAGCGAAACCAAAGAGAUCGUUCAUAGAGUCAAACGUGUGAGCCUUAAGAGAGACCCAUUCAGAGAAUGUGGAAAAGUGUAUUAGCUCCCGGUGGUAAUAAUUAAAUGUUUUUUUCAUCCAAAAAAUUAUUUUUUAGCCAGUUUCUUUUUUCCUCUGGGGCAGAUCUGAUGCCAUUGAUAUAUUUAAAAUGUGGGAUAAACUUCCUUAAAUAGCUAGAAGUCACCAUAAAUAAAAAUGCUAAACAAUUAAAAACUAUAAUUAACUGUACCUAUCAAGAUAAACAUUUAAGACAGCCAGGAAGACAUUAAGUCAUGCUUUUCUCCUAUGAAAUUAUUUGGUGUUUAUCACUUUUCUCCUAGCCUUUGCUAUAUGGUAAAUUCACAGUAUUAGAGAAUAAAAAAGUCUAUUGGUAAAGAGUGAUAGGUUUAUUAAUUAUUCACAUAAUAUCUAAGUGAUGUAUUCUGGAAAAGAUGGACUUUUCCAGUUACAGUUCCACUGAGACAAAUCCCAAUUUAUAUAAAAAAUUAAGAUCUAAGUGAUUUCUAGCUGAACAUAAGCGUGACUACAAACAUAAUAUAGCUGUUUUUUUUAAGCAAAAUAAGAGGACACCCAAAUAUUGUUCCCUUCAUAGCAGUUCCUUUAAUAAGAUUAAACACUUGUUUCUGUUAUGGUUCUUAAUCAAAAUGUUUUUGUAGCACCUUUUUUGGAAGGAACUAUAUUCAUCCUUGAAGGUGUUUCUGAUAUUUGGAAACAGUAUAAGCCAUUUAGAGUCAUGACUGGUGGGUGGUCAAGUGGAUCUGAGCUAAAAUACUAAGACCAGCAGCAUUCUUAGUGGCACUUACAAAUUAGCUCUCAGCUGGGUCCCAUACUGCUUUUUAGCAAUGAUAGUGCUGGAACAACCCUUCCAAGGUCCUUUAAGGACAGCGGUUAAUUUGGAUACUUAAGGUAUGGUUGGUUGGUUGUUGCUUUUGUUUUGUUGUACAAUCAGUACUUUAUAUUAAUAGUCACAUGUUGUAUAUAUUAAAUAGCCUAGUUUUAUUCAGAACUGUAAAUAUAACUAGUUCAAAUUAGUUAAUCUAAAAACAAAACCCCAGUCAUAUAUUUGCAUGUUCUUUGUGAGCUUCGUCCAUGCUGGUUAUUGCACUGAAUGAUAUAUUAUUAUGGCAUGUUAACAGUAUACCAAUAACGGCACUUUAUCUCGUUUAUAUGAACACCUUUGAGGUGCUUCUUAAGUCCAAACUGAUGUAUUAUUCAUUUGUAAAGAUAAGGUACAGGAAUGAACCUUGGUCUAAAGGUAUUUUUAUAUGAAAAUGGUGUUAUUGGAGGAUGUUAAAAUGCUAAUUUGAGAGGAGUGGGAGUGUAUUCGUUUUAUAUGUUGGGAUGUGAAAUUUAUUUUCUAGAAUUGGGGAGAAGGAAGUUCUAUAUUUGCAGAAUGUUUUAAAAAUGAAUAGUCGUAAUGAAGUUCCUGUGAACAUCAUUACGGUUUUGUACGAAUAGGAACCUUCUGGUGUCAUUCAGCAUUUGUUCCUGAGUGUGUAUGUACAGUGUACUUUGUACAAACAGCUUUAUCUUUUUUAUAGGCUUUCCCCGAGUUCUGCUAUAACUACUAUGGCUUAUUUAUUGUUUCCUUUAAUAUUUGUGAAAGUCUUACUCUUUUGUUAUGUAGUUUUGUUUCUGCACAACUACUGUACCUUUCCAUAUGGAAUAAAGACUUAAUAA
Messenger RNA from Propithecus coquereli (Coquerel's sifaka), 7540 nucleotides. It is a transcript of the gene TANC1, whose product is annotated as tetratricopeptide repeat, ankyrin repeat and coiled-coil containing 1. NCBI's taxonomy places the organism in Eukaryota, Metazoa, Chordata, Mammalia, Primates, Indriidae. Bases 273 to 5861 code for a protein of 1862 amino acids. Gene Ontology annotation, biological process: regulation of postsynapse organization. Gene Ontology annotation, molecular function: protein binding. The transcript has 27 exons. The record is from RefSeq and is a predicted model, not a curated record. Gene Ontology annotation, cellular component: glutamatergic synapse.